Messenger RNA from Condylura cristata (star-nosed mole), 3746 nucleotides. RefSeq names its product elastin microfibril interfacer 1 (gene EMILIN1). Gene Ontology annotation, molecular function: protein binding; extracellular matrix constituent conferring elasticity. The coding region runs from base 421 to 3450 and encodes 1009 amino acids. The record is from RefSeq and is a predicted model, not a curated record. The transcript is spliced from 8 exons. NCBI's taxonomy places the organism in Eukaryota, Metazoa, Chordata, Mammalia, Eulipotyphla, Talpidae.
CGCCACAGGGGCAAAGCCUGUCACCCCCAGGACCCGGUCACUGGGGAAAAACGAUAGAGAGAGCAAAGGAAGGCCACCGGGGAGAGGGAGUGGAGCCCCCAGGACAGCAUCUGAGAGGGGCACAGACCAGGCACAGGAGGCGAGGGGCACAGAGAACAAACUCCCCUCAGAAGUGGAGAAGAGGAGAGCGGAAGGAACCGAGGGAGGGACAGACGGAGCCUGAGGAGGAAAGAGGAGGGGAGACGGGUCAGGCCGGGCGGCCAAGGAGGAGGCUUGUGGCUGGGGGCUGCCGGCAGGAAGCUGGGGACAGGACCCACGGGCGGGCGCUGUCCCUUGGUGCAGUGGCACCCUGCUCCGGACAGAGGCACCAGCGGGCAGGCCAGGAUGUGCCUCUGAGGGCCACCGCCGAGCGCAGCCACCAUGGCCCCCAACGCAUUGUGGAGCUGCUACCUCUGCUGCCUGCUGACCUCGGCCGUGGGGGCAGCCAGCUACCCUCCUCGCGGUUACAGCCUCUACACUGGCGGCAGUGGGCCCCUCAGCCCCGGGGGACCCCAGGCCCAGAGUGCUUCCCGGCCUGCCAGCCGCCAUAGGAACUGGUGUGCCUACGUGGUGACACGGACAGUGAGCUGCGUCCUUGAGGAUGGAGUGGAGACCUUCGUGAAGCCUGACUACCAGCCCUGUGGCUGGGGCCAGCCCCAGUGUCCCCGCAGCAUCAUGUACCGCAGCUUCGUCCGCCCACGCUACCGGGUGGCCUACAAGACCGUGACGGACAUGGAGUGGAGGUGCUGUCAGGGGUACAGGGGCGAUGACUGUGCCGAGGGCUCUGCCCCGGCGCUGGGUCCGGCACCAACCACAUCCCGGCCCCGGCCCGCCCGCCCCAACCUCUCCGGCUCCAGUGCGGGCAGCCACCUGAGUGGACUCGGGGGAGAAGGCCCUGGGGAGUCUGAGAAGGUGCAGCAGCUGGAGGAGCAGGUGCAGAGCCUGACAAAGGAGCUGCAGGGCCUUCGGGGUGUCCUGCAGGGACUGAGUGGGCGCCUGGCAGACGACGUCCAGAAGGCUGUGGAGACGGCCUUUAACGGAAGGCAGCAGCCCGCAGAUGCAGCUGCCCGACCUGGUGUGCAUGAAACCCUCAACGAGAUCCAGCAGCAGCUGCAGAAACUGGACAACCGUGUCUCCACCCACGACCAGGAGCUGGGCCAUCUCAACAACCACCACAAUGGCGGUGGCGGCCACAGCCGGGCCCAGAGCCUGGCCCCCGCCCCUCCGGGCCCCAGCGGGGAGCUGCUGCGGGAGCUGGAGCGGCGGCUGCAGGAGUCCUGCUCCGGGUGCCUGGCAGGGCUGGAUGGUUUCCGCCGGCAGCAGCAGGAGGACAGGGAACGGCUGCGAGCCCUGGAGAAGCUUCUGGGCUCUCUGGAGGAGCGGCAGCGGCAGGCCCUGGGCCGCAGGCCCUCUCAGGAAUGCUGCCCUCCCGAGCUGGGCCGGAGACUGGCCGAGCUGGAGCGGAGGCUGGAUGUGGUGGCCGGCUCAGUGACAGUGCUGAGUGGGCGGCGGGGUGCCGACCUGGAAGGAGCAACCGGGCAGGGGGGCCACCCCCCCGGCUACACCAGUUUAGCCUCCCGCCUCUCUCGUCUCGAGGACCAGUUCAACUCCACCCUGGGGCCUUCAGAAGAACAGGGGGCGAGCUGGCCUGGGCGUCCUGGGGGGCUGGGCCAUUGGCCGCCGGCCCGGGGCCGACUAGAGAAGCUGGAGGGACUUUUGGCCAAUGUGAGCGGGCAGCUGGGCGGGCGGCUAGAUGUGCUGGAAGAGCAGGUGGCAGGGGCAGUGCAGGCGUGUGGCCAGCUCUGCUCCGGGGCGCGGGGGGCUCAGGACUCCCAGGUCAGCGAGAUCCUCAGUGCCUUGGAGCGCAGGGUGCAGGACAGUGAGGGGCAGCUGCAGCUGGUGGGCUCGGGCUUGCACAAGGUGGGCGCCAUGGGGGAGGCCCAGCAGGCCGAGCUGGAGGGACUGCAAGGGGUCGUGGGCCAGCUGCAGGCUCGUGCAGAUGCCCUGGAAGACACCGCGGCAGAGCUGACGCUGCGGCUGAAUCUCACAGCUGCACGGCUGGGCCAGCUGGAGGGUCUGCUGCAGGCCCGUGGGGAUGAGGGCUGCGGGGCCUGCGGGGGUGUCCAGGAGGAGCUGGGCCGCCUCCGGGAUGGCGUGGAGCGUUGCUCCUGCCCCCUGCUGCCCCCUCGGGGUCCUGGGGCAGGUUCAGGAGUUGGGGGCCCAAGCCGAGGGCCUCUGGAUGGCUUCAGUGUGUUUGGGGGCAGCUCGGGCUCAGCCCUGCAGGCCCUGCAAGGAGAGCUCUCUGAAGUUAUCCUCACCUUCAGCUCCCUCAAUGACUCCCUGCAUGAGCUCCAGACCACUGUGGAAGGCCAGGGCGCUGAUCUGGCCGACCUGGGAGCCACCAAGGACCGCAUCAUCUCUGAGAUCAACAGGCUGCAGCAGGAGGCCACAGAGCACGCCACGGAGAGUGAGGAGCGCUUCCGGGGCCUGGAGGAGGGACAGGCACAGGCCGGCCAGUGCCCCAGCCUGGAGGGGCGAUUGGGUCGUCUGGAGGGGGUCUGUGAACGGCUGGACACUGUGGCUGGGGGACUGCAGGGCCUGCGUGAAGGCCUUUCCAGACACGUGGCUGGACUCUGGGCUGGGCUGCGGGAAACCAACAGCACCACCCACACGCAGGCAGCCCUGCUGGAGAAGCUGCUAGGGGGGCAGGCGGGCCUGGGCAGGCGGCUUGGCGCCCUGAAUAGCUCCCUGCAGCUCCUAGAGGACCGGCUGCACCAGCUGAGCCUGAAGGACCUCACAGGGCCUGCAGGUGCAGUUGGGCCCCCUGGGCCUCCUGGACUACAGGGACCCCCAGGCCCUGCUGGACCACCGGGACCUCCAGGCAAGGAUGGACAAAAGGGGCCCAUUGGGCCUCCAGGUCCCCAAGGUGAGCAAGGAGCGGAGGGGGCACCAGCAGCCUCCGUGCCCCGAGUGGCCUUUUCAGCUGCCCUCAGUUUGCCCCGGUCUGAACCAGGCACAGUGCCCUUCGACAGAGUCCUGCUCAACGACGGAGGCUACUAUGACCCAGUGACGGGCUUGUUCACAGCGCCACUGGCUGGGCGCUACUUGCUGAGCGCGGUGCUGACUGGACAUCGGCAUGAGAAAGUGGAGGCGGUGCUGUCUCGCUCCAACCUGGGUGUGGCCCGCAUAGACUCGGGGGGCUAUGAGCCCGAGGGGCUGGAGAAUAAGCCGGUUGCCGAGAGCCAGCCCAGCCCCGGUGCCCUGGGGGUCUUCAGCCUCAUCCUGCCGCUAGAGGCCGGGGACACGGUCUGCAUCGACCUGGUCAUGGGACAGCUGGCGCACUCGGAGGAGCCGCUCACCAUCUUCAGCGGAGCCCUGCUCUACGGGGACCUGGAGCUUGAACAGGCGUAGGCAGGGGGCGGGCCGGACUGGCCCAAGUGUCUGCGCCGGUGGAACAGUCAGCUGGAGUGGUCGCCGCGCGGCGCCCCAGGUCCUGGCGAGCCUCGGCGGCAGCCUUCUCCCCACUGCUGGAGCACGCCGGGACAGGGACUCCGGGGGCCCUCGUCCAGACUUUUGGUCGGAUCGCCAUCCCCUGCAGGGCCUGGACUGCGGAGGAGCGGAUCCUUGCACCUCUGCACCCCUCUGGGCCGACUCCCUGGGCUCCAGAGGUCUCCGGUCCCCACCGCCAUACUAAACUAUUCAGGAAU